Molecule: messenger RNA, 925 nt
Organism: Anthonomus grandis grandis
Lineage: Eukaryota; Metazoa; Arthropoda; Insecta; Coleoptera; Curculionidae
Gene: RpS6
Product: 40S ribosomal protein S6
Exons: 1
Coding region: 108-848 (246 amino acids)
Biological process (GO): translation
Cellular component (GO): ribosome
Molecular function (GO): structural constituent of ribosome
Source: RefSeq, a predicted model, not a curated record
GCUCUGUCAUUUUGUGACAUGGCAGGUCCAUGUGGUGUUUGAGUGCCGAGAAUUUCGUGAUUUUUUGAGGUAAAACGGCCGUAAAUCCCCAAUUAAACUAAUCGAAGAUGAAGUUGAACGUGUCCUAUCCCGCCACGGGAUGCCAAAAGCUCUUCGAGGUGGUCGACGAGCACAAAAUCCGCAUCUUUUACGAGAAGCGCAUGGGCCAGGAAGUGGAAGCGGACCCAUUAGGAGACGAAUGGAAGGGCUACGUAUUGAAAAUAGCCGGAGGUAACGACAAACAGGGCUUCCCCAUGAAACAGGGCGUCCUCACCAACGUGCGGGUCCGUCUGUUGUUGUCCAAGGGCCACUCCUGCUACCGACCCAGACGCACCGGUGAACGCAAGAGGAAAUCGGUGAGGGGCUGCAUCGUCGACGGAAACCUGUCCGUUCUGGCCCUAGUGGUGGUCCGCAAGGGCGAACAAGAAAUCCCCGGGCUCACCGACACCACCAUCCCCCGUCGUUUAGGACCCAAGAGGGCCUCCAACAUCCGUAAACUGUUCAAUUUGAGCAAGGAGGACGACGUGAGGAAGUACGUAGUGAAACGUCCCCUGCCCUUGAAAGAGGGCAAGAAGCAAAGGUACAAGGCCCCCAAGAUCCAACGUCUGGUCACCCCGACUGUUUUGCAAAGGAAACGUCAUCGUCUCGCAUUGAAGAAGAAGAGGUGCCUGAAACGUAAGGAGGAGGCCGACACUUAUGCCAAACUGUUGGCCCAGAGGAAGAAGGAAUCCAAGGCUCGUAAGGAGCAGGCUAAGAGGCGCCGCUCUGCCAGCACCAGGGAGAGUCGAUCCAGCACCCAUAGCAAAUAAGUCUUAUGUUUUAUUCUCCCUUUUUUUAUUUUAUUACUGUUUCUUAUGACAGGAAAUAAAGUUUUCGAUAAGUGGUU